This is a messenger RNA of Onthophagus taurus, 1123 nucleotides long. RefSeq names its product progestin and adipoQ receptor family member 4. Gene Ontology annotation, cellular component: membrane. The record is from RefSeq and is a predicted model, not a curated record. Gene Ontology annotation, molecular function: signaling receptor activity. Lineage: Eukaryota; Metazoa; Arthropoda; Insecta; Coleoptera; Scarabaeidae.
UUACAACAAUAACCACGGCGAUAUGCAGAUGCAGACCGAACCGGAAACCACCACCAUCCAACACCUGAAAACGAAAAGAAAAGAUGAGGCUAAGCAAAAGGACGCAUGGAGCAAAGGAUCGAAAGGGGCCGAUUUAUUACAUUGGAAAGAUAUGCCGAAACAUCUUCAGUUUAAUCCCUACAUUUUUAAUGGUUACAGACCAAUGACUACCGCUUGGGGGUGUUUGAACAGCUUGUUUUAUCUCCACAAUGAAACAAUUAACAUCUUAACGCAUGCGAUUCCAAUAAUUUACAUCCUUUUGACCGUCCCCAAUAUAAUGCCGUGGUCGAAUACUGAGUUAUGGUUCCUUUCUUGGUGUCACGUGGUUGGGAUCCUGUGCCCUUGGAUAGGCAGCUUCCUUUACCAUCUCUUCAUGAAUCUCGAACGCGGCGAAAUUAUCUACUAUCGUCUUCUUCAGUUGGAUAUGUUGGGGAUUUGGGUUAGCCAGAGUUUUGGGGCCUUACCAAUGGUAACUGCUACGACCUAUUGCCUUCCAAUUAUCGUCAGGUGGUUCGGUAUAUUUUCCUACAGCGUGUUAAGCCUUUGGGGUCUUUACAAAGCGAUGACGGCUUGGUCGCCGUGGGAGAGGAGACUAUGUUUUCUACUUCCAUUUACAAUGAGGAUGGUGCUGUGUUUUGCGCGGUAUACAAAUCUCGGUGGGGGUGAUCCAGCUGCAUUUACACAUAUUGUUCUUCAGGAUUUAGUUUCGGUAAUCGGUGCUACUAUAGGAGCAUUACACAUUCCAGAAAAAUGGUUUCCAGGUACCGUUGAUUACUACAUGAAUUCCCAUAAUAUAAUGCACAUAUUAGUGGUUGCCGCCGUUUAUUCCAUGCACAUAGCGACGAUAAAAGAUUUUUCGUGGAUGAGCAGAGUGAGUUGUAACGCAGCUCUUUGACCGCAUCAAAAGAAUUAAAAAAAAAUAAAUAGUAAUAAUAAAGAAAACUAAAAAGGCCUUCCGAAGAGAGAACCCGAACAAAUCUAAUGUGAUUGAUUGUCCAAAGAAAAAAAUAAUUAAAAAAAAUUGUACUUAACCAAGUAGCGACCACUUUUAGCGCGUUUAGAUUAUGACAUUGUUGAUAUAUUA